Messenger RNA from Racocetra persica, 286 nucleotides. Lineage: Eukaryota; Fungi; Glomeromycota; Glomeromycetes; Diversisporales; Gigasporaceae. The record is from the annotation of a GenBank genome assembly.
UCCAAGCAAGGAAAAAUCCACCUCCUCUGCUAAUCAACCAAAGGAAAAUAAUCCCACACCUACUCCUUUAAGCCAAUUAAGCGACCCAGAAUUAACCAAAUGUCUAUUAGAGGAUUUUAGCCGAAGGCUGGAAUUAGAAAAAUAUUUUGUUUUUGGUUUGGGGGAAUUAAAAACAAUGAAAGAAGAACCAGCAAAGAAAGGAAAGACGAUAAUUAGCAAUUGGCGCGUUGUUUCUCAAAUACUAGGCGAUAGCCUUACCAAAUUAACUAUUUCCUAUGGAAAGUGA